This is a messenger RNA of Solenopsis invicta (red fire ant), 1101 nucleotides long. Its product is annotated as extensin-1-like. The record is from RefSeq and is a predicted model, not a curated record. Bases 1 to 1101 code for a protein of 366 amino acids. Lineage: Eukaryota; Metazoa; Arthropoda; Insecta; Hymenoptera; Formicidae. The transcript is spliced from 3 exons.
AUGGAAAAAAGUAAAUCAAAAGCGCCAAUUCGUAAGACGCCGACGAGGAAAGCAAAGAGUGAAGGCGGUUUCCAAGUAAUUUGGACGGCUGGAUGUGGUGGCUGUGCUGACACAAGCACAUCCACCACAUCCAAAAAACGUGUGUCGGCAGAAUCACCGCCUCCAACACAACAGCCUUCACUACCACCGCCUCUACCACCAACGCCUCCACCACCAACGCCGCCGCCGCCGCCGCCGCCGCCAUCACCGCCACCAAUAGUUUUAGCGGAAAUACCGCGAUAUCUGAGAAGCGGCCAGUGUAUGCCGGCGCCAUACAUGGAAUACGCGCAGAUGCACAGUUUCGGAUAUCGUGCACCGCGACCACGACUACCGCCACCGCCAGUAACGCAUAAGGCCACUCAGGUGUAUAACCCUUCGCCGGCUGCCCAAGUGUACAAUCCUCCGCAGCCCACUCAGGUGUACAACACUCCGCGGGCGACUCAAGUGUACAAUCCUCCGCAGGCCACUCAGGUGUACAACCCUUCACCGGCGAUUCAAGUGUACAAUCCUCCGCAGGCCACUCAGUUGUACAACCCUUCGCUGGCUGCCCAAGUGUACAAUCCUCCGCAGCCCACUCAGGUCUACAACCCUCCGCCGGCCGCCCAAGUGCACAAUCCUCCGCAGCCCACUCAGGAGUACAACACUCCGCGGGCGAUUCAAGUGUACAAUCCUCCGCAGGCCACUCAGGUGUACAAUCCUUCGCCGGCGAUUCAAGUGUACAAUCCUCCGCAGGCCAUUCAGUUGUAUAACCCUUUGCCGAUUGCCCAAGUGUACAAUCCUCCGCAGCCCACUCAGGUCUACAACCCUCCACCCGCCACCCAAGUAUACAAUUCUCAGCAAGCCACUCAGGUCUACAACCCUCCACCCGCCACCCAAGUAUACACUCCUCCGCAAGCCACUCAGGUCUACAACCCUCCACCAGCCACUCAAGUGUCCAAUCCUCCGCAGGUCGCUGAGGUCUAUAACCCUCCGUCGGCCUCCCAAGUGUACAAUCUUCCGACAGCUACCCAAGUGUACAAUCCUCCGCAACCCACUGAGGAGUACAAUCCUCCUAUAGUAUAA